AUGGCAGACAACUCCAAACACAAGGCUUUCCCAGACGUCUCGUCGAAGCUGUCUGCCCCGGCCAAGAAGUCGCUCUUUGAACGCCAGAAAGCCGAAGCCGAAGCCAAACGUGCCCGCGAACGCGCCGAGACAGCUGCGGUGUACGAGGACUUUGUCAAAUCUUUCGAAGAUGAUUCCCCGGCCCCUGAGCGCUCGACAUUUGAGGGAAAGCAGAAUAGAUUUGCGAACAGGAACACUGGCUUUGGAGGGCCUGCAAAACGACAUUUCACGAGCUCCGGUCCGCGCAUGAGUGGUCCUGGGACGCUGGGACCGCCUCCAACAUCACUCUCUCGAAAACGCAACCACGAAGGCUUUCAACCAUUACAUAGGAAUUGGGAAUCUGCGCAGGGGACGCUGGGAUUUGAUAAUGCAGCCGGUGCGGCUAAGUCCGCUUUUCGCGCAUCGGACGAUGAGGAUGAGGGUAGUGCGGACGCGAAGGAGGCUGAGAGGGCUGCGGCUAAGCCGACAUUGUAUCUUGCGUCUCUUCCCCCUGGGACCUCUCAAUCUGUGGUCAAGGCUCUAAUACCUACGGUGUUGACCGUCGACAAUGUCAAAUUCCUACGGCCCUCGGGCCAGACCGCCACCGAACGCAAGUCGGUCUCAGCCAUUGUGACCCUUGCAAGUGAAUCCGCUGCAUCUGAUAUUGAUAGCAGUGUCAGUGCAUUGCAGAACCGGUAUCUCGGGUGGGGCUACUAUUUGUCUAUUUCAAGGCAUCUAUCAUCCGCUGCGAUUGGUUCGACAGUUGCCAUCGGGCCCUCCUCCACAGGCUCCCUUCCAUUUGGAGCAAAGCCGGUAGCCCCGGAGCUGGGGGGUCGACUUAACCGUGCACCACCGCCUGGUCUGCAUCGGGGUGGCUUCGCUCCUCCGAGCUCCUAUGGGCCAUCUUAUGGUGGCAGCAGCUCUACUCUGCAAGUGGAAGUGAAAGCACCCUCUGAUUUGAAGCAGCUUAGACUUAUCCACAAAACCUUGGAGAAUUUGCUAAACUACGGCCCCGAGUUCGAGGCCCUUCUCAUGAGCCGACCAGAAGUCCAGAAGGAGGAGAAAUGGGCGUGGCUAUGGGAUGCAAGAAGCCCCGGCGGAGUAUACUAUCGAUGGAAAUUAUGGGAUAUUAUCACAAAUAGCCGCUCCAAAGACCAACGAGGACACUCACAAAAUCCUUUCCCGAUCUUUGAAGGCGGCGCAAUGUGGAUUCCUCAGGACAAGCUUACAUUCGAGUAUACUACUCGACUAGAUGAACUCGUGUCUGACGAAGACUACGACUCGUCGGAUGAGGACAUAUCCGAUGGAGAGGACGACCGACGGCAACAUGGUGGGCCGCCUCCCACCGACGGCAUUGGAACAGGAAAUGAAGGCUUAGGCCAUAUGAAUCCUUUGAAGAAGGCGAAGUUGGCUCACCUCCUGGCACGACUUCCUACCACUCAUGCAAAGCUACGCAAAGGUGAUGUGGCACGAGUCACCGCAUUCGCCAUUAAACACGCAGGUGCCGGGGCCGACGAGGUGGUUGAAAUGAUUGUGUCAAACAUUAUUGAGCCUUUUGUCUACACUGGGGCGAACCCUGAUCGUGAGCUGGAGAAAGGGCUCGCUCGAAAAGAGCAGAAUGGUGAUGGCGCCAAUGCAGCGCCAACAGAUAAGGCAGGGAAAGAAAAACUAGAUACGUCCUCCGCGAAGUUGGUUGGACUGUAUCUGAUCUCUGAUAUCCUCUCCUCAUCCGCCACCAGCGGGGUACGGCAUGCCUGGCGAUAUCGGCAGCUGUUCGAAUCAGCAUUGAAAACGCAUAAAGUAUUCGAACACCUAGGGAGACUUGAAAAAGAUCUGAGCUGGGGACGGCUGAGGGCAGAGAAGUGGAAGCGCAGUAUAGGCUCUCUUUUACAUCUUUGGGAAGGGUGGUGCGUAUUUCCACAGUCGAGCCAGGAGCAUUUCUUCCAGGUGUUCGAAAAGCCACCGCUCACGGAAGAAGAGCUGCGAGAGGAGAAGGAGAAAGCAGAGUCUGAACGAGCAGCUGCCGCAGUUUCCAAGAACAAGAGCCGCUGGAAGGCUGUUGACGAGGAUUCAUCUGCUGCUGCUCGCUUUGAACCAGGCGGUUCUUCAGAAGGCAAACCCCCUUCGGCGGAGGUCCAUCAAGAGGUUGCUGAAGAUAUGGACAUCGACGGUGCGGCGAUGAGUGAUAUUGAUGGCGAACCAAUGGAAGAUAGCGAUCUAGAAGACAUUGAUGAAGAUGAAAACCCGCGCGAGGAGAUCGAAGAGGAAGAUAAACCAAAAGAGCAGCCUCAGACAAAAUCUGAAAAACCCCCAGAAAUACCAGCUGGGCCCGUUCGCAAACCACGGCCCAAAGCGGAGGACAUGUUUGCGGACUCGGACUCGGACUCAGAAGGCAGGAUAGAGUAG
This is a messenger RNA of Aspergillus nidulans FGSC A4, 2424 nucleotides long. RefSeq names its product SWAP/Surp domain-containing protein. The transcript has a single exon. The record is from RefSeq and is a predicted model, not a curated record. NCBI's taxonomy places the organism in Eukaryota, Fungi, Ascomycota, Eurotiomycetes, Eurotiales, Aspergillaceae. Gene Ontology annotation, molecular function: RNA binding. Bases 1 to 2424 code for a protein of 807 amino acids. Gene Ontology annotation, biological process: RNA processing.